GUGAAGUUAUUCCGAGGUGUGUGUUGGUGAAGUUAUUCUGAGGUGUGUGUUGGUGAAGUUUCUUAGAGGUGUGUGUUGUGUACAGAUUUGUGUUGCUCUGAGGGAAACAGUUGUUUAGGAUUAUUAGAAUGACUUUAGUAGGUCAGGAGGUCUGUCUGUAGGUGUAGAUUACGUUCUUUAAAUGUUACUCAGGUGAAAGAGGAGGCCAGAAACAUACUGAAGUGACUGACGUUAUAACACCGUCAUAAAACCCAGAGACAAGGCUCAGUUCCUACUUCUCUUGUACAGGAACGUCCUGACAUCCUGCCUUGGCAGAGCUCCAUGUUCAGAGGAGUCUGGGAAUGAAUGGCAACCAGGCUCUUUCUUUCUUUCUCUGAAGCUGGGCUGGAAUGUGAGGCCUUUUUCCCCUCUUCAGACACCAUUAUCAUCAGUGAAAUAUUCCCUCUGCUGGGCCUAUUGUACCCGGCAGGGUGAACGUCACGGGCGCACAAGUCCGGCCUCUCAGCGGGGUUUAGGCACAGCGAGGCACAGCGAGGCGAGUGUGUAGAGACAGAACGUUCCUCCAUGUUCUUCUGAAGCACUUUAAACUGAAACACUGGACGGUUUCUUUUGACUCAUUUAAACUGAAGGAUUUGAGAAGAUUGCGUUUUAUAUUACUGUAAAGAUGCUGAGAAACAGAAAGCAGCUUCUGAAUUAAAGACAUUGGAGAUAUAAAGACUUCACUCUGCUCUUCACUUCAAUUCUAAUCCAGAUGGAUUCCUACAACAUUCAUUUUGAGAAGAUGAACAACUUUGACCUUCACCCUCUCAGUCGACAUUCUCCAUCCAAGUCCACAAGUAGUAUAGAUCAGUACACACACCAUCACGGUAAAGGAGAUUCUGCUUACAGCUCUUUCUCUGGAGGAUCCACCGUCCCUGAUUAUUCUUCGCCCUUCCUAGCAGAUGAUCUCCACCCCCAUAACCUGGACUAUGCUGAUCUGAAGUACGUGAAGGCCGUGUACAGUCCCAGCAUCCUGGACUCGGACUCUCAUCUCUAUCGUUCCAUGGAGGCCAUUGUGCACCAACAACAUCAGAGCCAUAAUGUCUUUCAUGUGAAAGAUUUUCCAAUGCCUACCAGCCAUUUACCACCUCCACCACCACCUCCAACUCCGCCUCCACCACCUCCAACUCUACCUCCACCACCUCCUUCAACUCCACCUCAACCACAUCCACCACCUCCCCCACCUGUCCAUGGAGACAGCUUAAUAACAACAAGGUCUCCUGAAACCUCAGUGUUGAGACGGAGUUCUGAAACUGAGAUUUCUGGUUUUUCCCCAUUUAGGCAUCAAACAUCUAAUUCUGAGAUCUUCAGCUCGAAACCUAAUGUUUGUUAUGAUCUAUGGGUUCCUCAGAAUUUUGAGAGAAAGCAAGACCUCGUGGAAAAAAACCCAGAGUCGAAGUCAGAAGCCAUUUACAGACCACAAACCAAACAUUUAUUAGAGAACAUGGAGGGGCCUUCAGACAUCCAGCACAGCAGGUCACAUUCAGCUUGUGGAGUUUCAGAAUCUAAGCAACAACACUCCAUCAACUCCUGGCACAUGGUUCAGAACACCAUUAGUGGAAGUGUUCAGCACAAAGGACAGUUCUAUUUUGUGACUGGAGUUUACAAACCAUCAUGUGAAUCCAGUGUUCCACCUCCACCACCAUCACUACCGCCACCACCACCACCACCACCACCACCACCUGCGCAAGCUGAAAUACAGAGAUCACAUGAUACCACGGAGAACAUGUUUAAUAAUGUUCCUCAAAGAAAACAGAGCUGCAGUGAAAUCUUCUAUCAGGAGAAAAAAAUGAUCUCAGCAAACGCAGAAGAGGAACCUUCAAGUAACCAUCAUUUAUUCAAGACUCACAGCAUCGCUGAUGUAGAACUUCUGAAUAGGGAAGUUGGCAGAUUUCACAGCAGCAAUCAUCCAAUCUUCUACUGUGGUCCAGAGGAUAGCUUCUUAAAAUCUCAACAUAAACCUGUGACUUCUGGUGUUUCUGACACUGACCAUGACAUUUGUUUAAAACAAGAAGAACCUGUAAAUAAACUGACCAAAAAACCUGUAGCUGAUGUGCCUACGGAGAAGAUCAGCAAGGAGGCCACUCCUCUACUUUACCACCUCACUGGAGCCAGCAGGGCAUCCAUCAUGAACAGCAUCAAACCUGAGAGAAACUCUAACUUGGGAUGUAAGGUAUCAGAUAGGGGAAAGGAGCACCAGGAAGCUGGACAGAUAUCUUCCAGUGUUUCUUCUGGUACUCCCUUGUUACACAGUGAAGUGUCUAACGAGGUGAAGUCAAAUGAGUUUUAUUAUCUCUGCAACACCAUGGAUGAUUCCUUCAAAAAAUAUUACAAAGAAAAGCUGAAGGAUGCACAGACCAAGGUUCUGAGAGAGACAUCAUUCAAAAGAAAAGAUCUCAGACUCUCUUGGCAGAAGGUCAUUAACCACUGCAAUGAUAAGAGACUUUCAGCCAAACCUUCGGGACCUCCUUCUCAAGAAAACCCCAAUCCAGUUCAUCUGCCUGCACUUCCGAAAACAGACACUGUGAAAAACCCUAACCAUGAGGUGACGAAAGAGAUGGUGAAGCAGCAGAACAUCGCUCAGCCUCAGGUUCCUCGAGUGGGCUGUAGGAAACACUUGACCCUCGAACAGAAGAAGCUGUCCAACUCCGAGCCAGAAAAGCUGCACCGUCUGGGAGACGGACCGACCCACGUGACCUGCCGUUCUCUCGGGAGUGAGAGUGAUGGUCUGCUAUCAGAGGAACAUCUCGGUCAGCAUGGUCUCGUCUCAAUCAGACGUAAAAUGUUCGAGGUGCGAGGACGUGCCAUGUCCGCCUGCAGCUUCUCCAAAAGUACUCUAAAGCAUUUUCAGCAGAAGGCCUUGGUAGCGUAUAUGGAGCGUAAAACUGGCAGUAAGGUAGCAGAACCUGAGCAGCCAUCUCCACAGGUUCCCAUGGCAGGAAGGCCUUCUGACUGGGGUCCCAAACCUUAUCCAGGAUUCAAGGAGAAGCCCAUAAGGCCGCUCUCUGCUAGCCGUAUUCAUGAUUCUAUCAGAUAUCACCAGGUCACCUCUGCACCACAUGGAGCUCACUCGUCCCUGUUCCGCUGGAGAGAAAGACCAUCACCUCCAUCAGAUAAGUCUAUGUCUGUGGAAGAUCUCCUAAAGGAACUACAGCAGCCUUGCUCACAUCGACGUGGCAGCACUUCAGCACCUUAUUCCUUCUACCAGACACAGAAACCCUUCACUUUUUCAUCCCAUGAUGAAGAUCUCUCCAGAGUUGAGAGUGUGGAGGGAGAGAGAGCAGUGUGGAAGGAGAACUCAGCAUGGGUUCCGUCUCAGCAGAAGGUCCGAAUGUUGGUGUCUAGAGGGAAAUCAAUGGAGGAGCUUGGAGCAUCUGCUGUUUCCAGGCCAAAAGUUCUCAGUAAAAGCUCGGAUCAGCUUGAUCAGAUCCAUGGAGAACACGUCAUGUCUAAACAGAAGAAGAGACAGAACUCCGGACCUCUGGUUGGUUCUGAGGAUGAUGUUCCUCUUGGCCCUGACCACAGGAUCUUUAAGGAACCAGGUUCAUUAGAGCUCACACCUGCAGUGGGCCAGUCUCGGAUCAGACCAGCUUCUGUAUUGGGUAAAGAGAGCAGAGCCACAGCUACUGUGGGUUUUUUCAGAAGGUCCAGUGAGAACAAUCUGAUAUUCAGCAAAAUGCAGGCAGCUCCUCAGAAAGUCCUCUCAAAAAAGGAUGGAGAUGAGAGUGAUGUCCACCACGUUCAUGACGUUCCUCUCAGCUUUGGGAUCACCACUGACCCCAGCCUGUGGCUGUUACCCCCUGGGGAAGAUGGCGAGAAAACACCUGGGGACACAACAUCUUCUCAUACACCUCCCCAUCAUCCUCAGAUCACAUCUGUUUUAUCUGGCAGGACAGAGUCUGGGUCUGGGUCUGGGUCUGGGUCAGGAUCCGGGUCUGAGUGUGAGCGGUUACCAGUGGCUCCUCUCCCUGCACAGGAUGGAGCUCAGGACAGAAAGAAGAAAGCAUACAGGAAGUGUCCUGUAGACGAGCGUGAGUGGGAGACACUGGUACAGGAUGUGGUCUCAGCUGAUCCGUCAUUAGCUCAUGUUCUUUAUCCUGUCGCUAAUCGAAAGACGGCCGUCAUGCUCAUGGAGCAGAUGUUAUCUGAAGACAAUCUGUUGAUGGAGGAUCACUACAGGAAAAAGCAGGAGCAGAAGGUUUCCACACUUGAACAGGUUAAAUACAGGUCGUCUGCUGCUGCUGAUGAUGAUGGCGAUGAUGAUGAUGAUGAUGAUGAUGAUGGUGCGAGUGUCACAGAAAAGAAGAAACAGCUGAUGAAUCGAAUCGAAGAGCAGCUGAGAUCUCUGGAGGGAUCACGCUCAUCACUGCAGGGCGAGGAGAAGGAAAUCGGAAUUCUGGGUAAUUCCCUGGAGGUUCUGGUGCAUGAGCGUUGUUUAGCGGCCGAGCUGGAGCGCUACAAACACUUCAUUGAAGACCUGGAGCGCGUCCUCAGCCUGCUGCUGUGUCUCUCAGCACGUCUGGCUCGCGUGCAGAACGCCCUGAGCACCGCAGACGAGAAAAUGGACUCGGAGGAGAAGGAAUCUCUGGUCAGUAGACAUCAUCUCUUGUGCAAACAGCGGGACGAUGCCAAGGACCUGAAGGAGAACCUGGACCGGCGUGAGCGCAUGGUCUCCACGUUCCUGGCCAAACAGCUGACAGAGGAGCAGCUGCAGCAGUACCGUCGCUUCGUCCAGAACAAAGCCUCGCUCCUCAUCCGCCAGAAAGACCUGGACGAGAAGCAGCGGCUUGGGGAGGAGCAACUUGAAGCUCUUCUGAACAGCAUUCCUCCCUGAACCAUGCCAUGUCUGUCAUGUGAGGAACUGAGGAGAGAAUUAAAGAACAUCCAUGUGUGCUGCUGAGUCCCAGUAUGAACUACUGAUCUUCUGAUCUACUGAACUGAUGAAGCCAAAACCUAAAGUAGAAACCCUUUAUAGAGAUAUUAUUUUUAAUUGCUGUGUGUUUGUGUGUGUGUGUGUGUGUGUGUGUGUGUGUGUGAGGUGAAGUUUUUUGUUAGUUGAAAAUCUUGUGUUUAAUUUAUUUGAAUAGUGAAUAAUGCACUCGACCUGAAGACCAAACCCUGGAGAAAAGCACUUUGUUGUUCUGAAUCUGUACAUUUCGAACUGUAACACACACACACACACACACACACACACACACACACACACACACACACACACACACACACACACACACACACACGAAUGUCUAUUUAUUUUUACUGAUGUUGCGUCCAAAACAUUUUUACUGACAUUUAAAUGGAAAGUUCAUCAAUUUAACCCAGACCUGCUCCAGAUCAAGAUCAAGUCUCACUGGGUUUUGUGGAGUAAGACGGUGAUACAAGAUGAGACGACAUGAGAUAAGAUGAGACAAGACGUGUGAGACAUGUUUAGAACAGUGGACUGUUGGAAUAAGGCUGUUAUAAAGUGUAAUAAUGAGACAGUGAGAGGCAGCUGGUGUUCACAGCUCUCAAACAGAUCUUCUUUCCUCUGUGUGUGUGUGUGUGUGUGUGUGUGUGUGUGUGUGUGUGUGUAAAUAAAGAGCAGGUAGAGAUUUACUAAUGGAAAAUGAAUCUAAAUCUAAUAUCAGUUUUUCUAAAAGGAAUAAAUGUAAAUUGUGCUUCUGUCUGUGUGAUGAAGAUGAUGAUGAUGAAGAUGAUGAUGAUGAAGAUAAGUGUACAAUGGGCUCAGGAGCUCUACAGCACUCAUAACUCUACAGUGUAGAAAUACAGGAGAGGUUUUGUGUGUUUAUGUGCACUGUACAUGCAUAUUGUGUAGUUUUGUGUGGUUGCAAUUAACAUUGACAGAGACAAAGUU
Molecule: messenger RNA, 5893 nt
Organism: Silurus meridionalis
Lineage: Eukaryota; Metazoa; Chordata; Actinopteri; Siluriformes; Siluridae
Gene: shroom1
Product: shroom family member 1
Exons: 8
Coding region: 752-4873 (1373 amino acids)
Biological process (GO): actin filament organization
Cellular component (GO): adherens junction; cortical actin cytoskeleton; apical junction complex
Molecular function (GO): actin filament binding
Source: RefSeq, a predicted model, not a curated record